This is a messenger RNA of Penicillium chermesinum, 909 nucleotides long. Its product is annotated as urate oxidase. The transcript has 3 exons. Bases 1 to 909 code for a protein of 302 amino acids. Gene Ontology annotation, biological process: purine nucleobase catabolic process; urate catabolic process. The record is from RefSeq and is a predicted model, not a curated record. NCBI's taxonomy places the organism in Eukaryota, Fungi, Ascomycota, Eurotiomycetes, Eurotiales, Aspergillaceae. Gene Ontology annotation, cellular component: peroxisome. Gene Ontology annotation, molecular function: urate oxidase activity.
AUGAGCACUCUCGCCGCUGCCCGCUACGGCAAGGACAAUGUCCGCGUGUACAAGGUGCACCGCGAUGAAAAGACUGGUAUCCAGACUGUUGUUGAGAUGACUGUCUGUGUCCUGCUCGAGGGUGAUAUUGAGACUUCCUAUACUCGCGCCGAUAACAGCGUCAUUGUUGCCACCGAUUCCAUCAAGAACACCAUCUACAUCACAGCCAAGCAGCAGCCCGUGACUACCCCCGAGGUGUUCGGCUCCAUCCUGGGCUCCCACUUUAUUGAGAAGUACAGCCACAUCCACGCUGCGCAUGUCAACAUCGUUACCCACCGCUGGGUGCGCAUGACCAUCGACGGCAAGCCUCACCCGCACUCCUUCGUCAAGGACAGCCCUGAGACCCGCAAUGUGCAGGUGGACGUGGUCGAGGGCAAGGGCAUUGAUAUCAACUCUUCCAUCAAGGGCUUGACCGUACUGAAGAGCACUGGCUCGCAGUUCUGGGGCUUCUUGCGGGACGAAUUCACCACUCUCAAGGAGACCUGGGACCGCAUUCUCAGCACCGACGUUGCUGCUAACUGGCAAUGGCGCCCCUUCAACAGCGUGGCGGAUGUCCGCGCGAACACUGCCAAGUUCGACAAUGCCUGGCAGGCUGCCCGUAACAUCACACUGAAGGUCUUCGCCGAGGACAACAGUGCUAGUGUUCAGGCUACCAUGUACAAGAUGGCCGACCAAAUCUUGGCUACUGAGCCUCUUUUGGACACUGUCGCCUACGAGCUGCCCAACAACCACUACUUCGAGAUUGAUCUGAGCUGGCACAAGGGUACUAAGAACACUGGCAAGGAUGCGGAGGUUUACGCGCCCCAGUCUAACCCUAACGGUCUCAUCAAAUGCACCGUUGGCCGCUCCAGCCAGAAGGCCAAGCUGUAA